Molecule: messenger RNA, 311 nt
Organism: Funneliformis mosseae
Lineage: Eukaryota; Fungi; Glomeromycota; Glomeromycetes; Glomerales; Glomeraceae
Source: the annotation of a GenBank genome assembly
AUGUUAUAAGAAACAUAUCAAAGGUAACGAGACAAGAUUCCGUGAUUUGUUUUCGUGAUUACGCAAUAUACGAUGAGACUCAAUUAAAAUUUUCAAGUGAUGGCACGCAUAAACUUGAUGAAAAUUUAUACGUGAGGCAAGAUGGUACAAUGUCGUAUUUUUUCACCAUUGAAUAUCUCAAGGAUUUAUUUGAAAAGGAUAAAUUGUUUCGAAUGAUUAGUGGUGAAUAUGUUGAAAAGGAAACCAUCAAUAGAGCAAGAGAAUUAUGUGUCGAUAGAAGAUUUGUACAAGCAAAAUUUAUUAGAUUAUGA